CGCUGACGCGGAACGAUCUGCUUCCUUACCACUGGACCCACUGAAGUUUCUCAAUCCACCACAAUGAAAACAGUACAGACAACCUCCAUGUUCUCGACCUUGACUAUCAUUGGCACUCAGCUCCCAAGACCUAUAGCGUUAACCAGGUCAGAGGAUUUCCCGCCCCAUAAACUGGAUGUUUCCCAUGGAGUACACGUGCCCACGAUGAGGUGGGGUCCGUCGCAGGUUCCUCGGGGUGCAGGUCACCUAUCCUUGAGGCUGGGGAAGCGCAUCUCGGGGGGUAGCUCCGGCGUUGCUUAUGAGGCAGAAGUCCUGAGCUCUGGCACAGAGGAAAGCAACAUCAUACCCUCGGACCCAUCUCCUCAAGAGCAGCACCUUUGCGUCAAGGUGGCCCGAAUCAAUCGUUGCCGUACACUCGCAAGGGAAGCGUGGAUGUACAGAAAGCUUGGCGGAUUACGAGGCAUUGUUGCCCCCCAUUUCUAUGGAUUCUUCGCUGCUGAUCUACCCGAGACACACCGGCCGUUUCCUCCAAAAGAGGACCUCGUGCACCUGGAACAGGAUGACCCAACAGUCGACGAAUUUCUACCGGACGACGAUCCAGUGGAUGGGCAGGGAGGCAGAGACAACUCGAAGUGGUGCGAGUGGCGGCCAAAUCCCGACGCACCGAUACUAGCCGUCCUCGUCAUUUCAAGAGGAGGCGAAACAUACUUUGGGAGGGACCACUAUGAUUCGUCCAUGCAGGAAGAUGUCCGUGCGGUACUGCUCGACUUAUCACGAGCGUCUCUGCUGCAUGGAGACUUGCGCCCACCUAAUCUUGUCCGUGCCCCCGCAAAUGCGAUACCUUGCGAUUUGCCUGGGUGCGUCCACAAAUGGAACAUCAUCGACCUUGCUCGCGCCUAUGCCGUGGAUAUCCCUGUCAACGCUGCGCUUUACUCCAAGACCGAUCGAACUCCCGAAGAAGAAAGCAAUCUCAGAACGUGGGACUUUUUCCUAGAUAUACAACAGUCAAGCUACAGGACUAAACAUUUCGCCUUAUAA
Messenger RNA from Coniophora puteana RWD-64-598 SS2, 1038 nucleotides. RefSeq lists its product as uncharacterized. The record is from RefSeq and is a predicted model, not a curated record. NCBI's taxonomy places the organism in Eukaryota, Fungi, Basidiomycota, Agaricomycetes, Boletales, Coniophoraceae. The transcript is spliced from 3 exons. Bases 64 to 1038 code for a protein of 324 amino acids.